This is a messenger RNA of Bicyclus anynana (squinting bush brown), 995 nucleotides long. It is a transcript of the gene mRpS2, whose product is annotated as 28S ribosomal protein S2, mitochondrial. The record is from RefSeq and is a predicted model, not a curated record. The transcript has 3 exons. Bases 141 to 890 code for a protein of 249 amino acids. Gene Ontology annotation, biological process: translation. Gene Ontology annotation, cellular component: mitochondrial small ribosomal subunit; ribosome. NCBI's taxonomy places the organism in Eukaryota, Metazoa, Arthropoda, Insecta, Lepidoptera, Nymphalidae. Gene Ontology annotation, molecular function: structural constituent of ribosome.
UAUGUCACUUUUGUAAUUUGUUUUUUGUUCCUUUCUUUCACCAUUUUUUAAUGUAAUAUUUGUAUUAAUUUCAAUUCUAAGCUGUAAGUUGUUAUAAUUUCUCUGAUAUAACGAAAAAAAGUGAUUAUAUUACAGCUACAAUGAUAAAGCGCUGUAUCGCGCAACCGGUUAAAAAUGCGAUGUUAUUCUGCAGGAGUAAUUCUGUGGCAUCGCUGCCAGAACUUUCGGAGGUCACACAUGAAAAUACCAAAGCUCUAAGCACAAAUCCACUUGAUCAUCCGGACUACUUCCAAGUGCAUAACCUUUUCACUGUCAAAGAUCUCUUUGAGUCUAGAGUGCACUAUGGACACAAAGAAGGCUCCCUCAAUGAAAACAUGAAACCUUACAUCUUUGGUUCUCGUCAGGGCCAUUUAAUUUUUGAUUUGGACAUCACAGCUAAUCAUUUGAGGGCCGCCCUCAAUUUUGCUGCACACAUCGCCUACCGUGGAGGUAUUAUUUGUUUCUUUAACAGAAAUGCUUUAAAUGCUCACUUAGUCGAAAGAAUAGCACAAGAAUGUGGUGAAUACGCCCAUACAAGAUUCUGGAAGGGUGGUAUCUUUACGAAUGCAAAUCAUCAGUUCGGAGCUGUCACUAGAUUGCCUGAUCUUUGCAUAUUUUUGAACACCCAGAACAAUAUUCUAAGUCAACACACUGCUGUAAGAGACAGUGCCAAAAUGCUAAUACCGACAAUUGGUAUAGUUGAUUCCAAUUGCAGUCCUAAUUUGAUCACAUAUCCAGUGCCGGGGAACGAUGAUACACCAAUUGCAAUUGAACUUUAUUGUAAGCUUUUUAAAGCUGCUAUUGCCAGGGGAAAGGAGGCAAGGAUGAAGUUUUUACAGGAGAAUAAUUAAAGUCGCCAUUGCUUUGUUACAAUAUAAUAUGUUCAACAGUUAGAUAGAAUAAGAUAAUAAUUUAUAAACAAUAACAAUUGAUAAUAUAUUUAUCACUAAAUAUUU